CACUUGGACUGUCGCCGCUGCCGCCUCCGCGCAGCGCCUCUUAUCAGCUGGCAGGGGGACAGGGUUGUUACGGGAACGGUCAGCUGCUCCCGCGGCACCCCACGGCUCCUCUGAGCUGUCAGGGAGCUGCCGGGGGCACAAGGACACAGAGCAGCGGCCGGGGAUGUCCUUUGUGCCAGUGGCUUUGCUUUGUUCUCUGGGGGUCUUGGGGGAAUUCGUGACUCACUGUGGAAUCCAGUCACGCUGGAGACAGUCGGGCUGGGCUGGACUCAGUUCCUUCCUGCGGCGCUCCAGCCUCCAGCUCCGCGCUGCCCAAGGACGCGCUCACAGGAAAAGGCCCUUCCAAGAGCUCUUGGAAGAGGGGCUCCCUGCGGAGGGGGCUCCGCAGGACCCCGCUUCAGGCGCCCAGAGCACCCCGGGGAGCAGGCAGCCCCCGUGCCCGGCGGGAUUUGCUGCUCCCCACUUGCCCGGAGUGGAGCCCGCCCUGGCCGCGGCAUCCCCACCGUGGGCUCAGCCGGGAGCCCCUGGCCCGGGGCCGUGCGGGGAACCCCGCGCUGCUCCCGUCCUGGCUGCCGCGAGGCAUCCUCCAGGAAUCCUUUGGAGAUGCUCCCGGCCGGGCAGGGACAGCCGGAGCCCCGCGGGGGCGGCUGAGCUCCCGCAGCAGGUGCCGGUGCCGCGGGGGCACCGGGGUCUGGGGGGCGGCCAAACCCCCCUGGUGCGGUCCCUGAGCGCGUGGCUGGGCGGGCAGUGUCCCCCUGACAGCCGCGCUGGAUCCAAGUGACAGCAGCUCCAUGCCCUGGGCUGCGCUGCCCCUGUCUCAGCUGUACCCCUGGGAGCGGGAGGAAUGCAGCCCCCUCCCCUCCCCUCGGCACACCUGGGGAAGGGGGAAACCCCCCAGGACGGCUCCCCCUGCAUGGAGCAGGGGGUGCUGGCCCGAUAGCCGAGACCCCCGCAUUGGGCGAGGGCAGCGCCGGGGGGCACCGGGAGGGGAUCGGGAGCCAGGGACACCCCGACCCCGCGGGGACAAGUUGGGGGCCACAAGUUCGGGGCUCCUCUGCACAGCCCCAGGCCCGACCCCCGCCCCGCUGCGCCCCGCCCCGGGCCGGUGGCGGCUGCCCCGGCGCCUCCCCGCUCCCCCCGGCCGGGGCGCGGCUAUAAGGAGCGGAGCGGGGCGGCGGGGCCGGCGGCGGCGGAGCGGCGGGCGCGGCAGGCGUGGGGACAUGAGCGGGGACAUGCGGGGCCUGCUGUGCCUCUGGCUGGUGGCCCAGGUGGCCCAGGUGGCCCUGUCCUCGCGGGUCCGCACCCGUCGGGAGCUGGGCCCGGGUUUGUACGAGCACGGCGUGUACGACGCGGGCGGCUCGUACUGCCAGCGCGGGGACGUGUGCUGCCACGGCCGCGACGACGCCUGCACCGUGCCCUACCACGACACCCUCUGCUACUGCGACCUCUUCUGCAACCGCACCGUGUCCGACUGCUGCCCCGACUUCUGGGAGUACUGCCUGGGCAUCCCGGCGCCGUUCCCCAAAGCCGCAGGCUGUGCCCGUGCAGGACGCAAUUAUCCCAUGGGAGCCACGUACCGGGAGAACUGCAACCUGUGCACCUGCGGGCCCGACGGGCAGUGGCAGUGCGAGGACCACGCCUGCCUGAUGGACGGGGAGCUGAUCGACGCCGUCAACAGGGGCAAUUUUGGCUGGAGAGCCGCCAACUACAGCCAGUUCUGGGGGAUGACCCUGGAGGACGGGAUCCGGCACCGCCUGGGCACCUUCCGCCCCUCUCCCACCGUCAUGAACAUGAACGAGAUGCACAUGAACAUGGACUCCAACGAGGUGCUGCCGCGUCACUUCGACGCCGCCGCGAAGUGGCCGGGGAUGAUCCACGAGCCCCUGGACCAGGGGAACUGCGCCGGCUCCUGGGCCUUCUCCACGGCCGCCGUGGCCUCGGACCGCAUCUCCAUCCACUCCAUGGGACACAUGACCCCCGCGCUGUCCCCGCAAAACCUCCUGUCCUGCGACACCCGCAACCAGCGCGGCUGCAGCGGGGGGCGGCUGGACGGAGCCUGGUGGUACCUGCGCAGGAGGGGGGUGGUGACAGACGAGUGCUACCCGUUCACGAGCCAGCAGAGCCAGCCGGCCGCUCCGCCCUGCAUGAUGCACAGCCGCUCCACGGGCCGGGGCAAGCGACAGGCGACAGCGCGCUGCCCCAACCCCCAGACCCACUCCAACGAGAUCUACCAGUCCACCCCCGCCUACCGCCUCUCCUCCAGCGAGAAGGAGAUCAUGAAGGAGCUGCUGGAGAACGGCCCCGUGCAAGCCAUCCUGGAGGUGCACGAGGAUUUCUUCAUGUACAAGAGCGGGAUCUACCGGCACACGCCCGUGGCCGAGGGGAAGGGGCCGAAGCACCAGAGACACGGGACCCACUCGGUGAAAAUCACCGGGUGGGGAGAGGAGCAGCUGCCUGAUGGCCAGACCCAAAAAUACUGGACGGCGGCCAACUCGUGGGGCACGGCGUGGGGCGAGGGCGGCCACUUUCGCAUCGCCCGCGGCGUCAACGAGUGCGAGGUGGAGACUUUCGUGGUGGGGGUCUGGGGCCGCGUCAGCAUGGAGGACAUGCCCCACAAGUGA
Molecule: messenger RNA, 2621 nt
Organism: Passer montanus (Eurasian tree sparrow)
Lineage: Eukaryota; Metazoa; Chordata; Aves; Passeriformes; Passeridae
Gene: TINAGL1
Product: tubulointerstitial nephritis antigen like 1
Exons: 12
Coding region: 792-2621 (609 amino acids)
Biological process (GO): proteolysis
Cellular component (GO): lysosome
Molecular function (GO): cysteine-type peptidase activity; peptidase inhibitor activity
Source: RefSeq, a predicted model, not a curated record